CACAGGCCUUUCCCAGCUCGGCUCAGGCUUUUCUACAGAUAUUGAGUAUCGUAUUCUACUAUCGUGCUCGUCCUGAUAGAGCAAAACCACCAGCACACCUUUCGAGGUCGAUCCUGCUUAUCAUGUCUCAGGACGAAGGAGAGAAGCGUGGAGAGUUUAGCGUCACCCUGACGCCUCCGCUGCCCCAGACUAAGGUGCUUAACUGCAACUGCUCUGCGUGCACACGAUUCGGCUAUCUUCUCGUUUACCCCGAGGCUUCAUCUGUUACUUGGUAUAACGACAGCCGUGCUCGCUGUAGCAACUACCGCUUCAAUACCAAGAAUAAAGAUCAGAUGUUCUGCGAGUACUGCGGAGCUAGCAUCGGCAUCGAUUUCCGCGAGGUCUACGCACCGAAGCACAUUUAUGGCAUUAGUGUUCGUACUUUCUUCGAUAUCGAUCUCGACUCCCUCACCUACCGCAAAUUGGAUGGACGGAACAAAGUUCAGCCAGCAGGCGAUUUGUCCGGGCAGUAUUGGGAUGAGGAAGCACAUGCAUUGAAAUAGAGGUGGUGCCUGGAGGAACGUACUUGCUAUGUACGACUCGACGCUAGGUCGACAUAUCAUGGAUGUACGCGAAAGUGCUUGCGUAGCCCAACGUGGGCUGCGAACAUGCGCAAUUCA
Canariomyces notabilis is the source of this 659-nucleotide messenger RNA. RefSeq lists its product as uncharacterized. Lineage: Eukaryota; Fungi; Ascomycota; Sordariomycetes; Sordariales; Chaetomiaceae. Bases 123 to 542 code for a protein of 139 amino acids. The transcript has 4 exons. The record is from RefSeq and is a predicted model, not a curated record.